GAACUAUCUACUGUAUUAAUAGUGAUGACAGGUUUUUCUUAUAGUUCAAAAGUGUAUUCGUCUUGUGAAAAAAAUAACAUAUAGAACCAUUUACACUCUAAGACAAAUUAAAUUAUUGGUAUUGAAAAACGUGAAAAUUAUGUUUCUGCUCAUCAGUAAAUGGUAACAUCCAACUGCGUGCUACAACCAAUUAAUGGGAGGUAUUUUUUCAAAAGGUGAUGUAUCAAACAAGAGCGAAAAUGGAGGUAGUCGUAGCGUUGAGCAAAACCAAAGUAUUAAGACUAAAAGUGAAGAAAGUUUUAUCAAUAGAACUAAAAAGGCUCAAAGCACUUGUAAAUCCAAUCACUUAACAAGCCAACUUAGUCAAAAUAAUAAUGCAAUCGAAGAAGUAAAACUUAAUCCUAACUUCUCUACAGCUAACGACCCAGAAACAUAUCUGUGUGGCUAUACGAAAUCAAUUGUCGCCAAUAGUACAGAUACAAGUCUUAGAACUGAAAGAAAUAAUCAUUACAAGGAAGAUAAUAAUAAUCCUACCGAAGCUUCUUUAAACAUGAAUGAUAAUAUAGCUGAAUCAUUUCAACAUGCAACAUCCAAAUGUAACAGUAAAGACAAAGAAGGUACAGUCAAAGUCAAUAAUGAAAUGACAACAAAUCAAUGUAUCGAUGAACUACAAACUGAACCAGUUGCUGUUCCGUCUAUAUCCCGAACUAUAAACUUAAGCGAAGAUGUGGAAGAAAGGAAAGAGGAAAUUGAGUCUAAAAUCAAUGAAUCUAGUUCAAAUUUGAAUGUAGGUUACGAAGGUAGUUAUGAUUUAGAUUUAAAAAUGAAUGUUGAAUUGAGAGACAGUUUUGUUCAGAAAAAUAUGAAGAAAACUUUACUAAAAGCUCCCCCACCCUCUGAAGAGGUAGGUUCUGUUUUGGUAGAAAGAAUAGUGCCAAUCGGGAAAAAACAGAAUUUAAUUUCUUAUUCCAAGACUCGGCCUAGUAGCUCAUUUUAUAUUGCUCCGGCUUAUGCCAGCCCUACGGAGGACGGAGAAACGUUGCCUCCAUACAGUCACGAAGAUAAGAUGAUGCAAACUACUGAAUAUGAAGUAGAGGAUCUUUCGGCCCUUUCGGGUCCCCAGGAUUGGUCCUCAGGACAAGUAGAGAUGAAACCUACCUUUGGCGACAACGACUUUGUACCAGCCGCUGACUGGCUUGACAUAGACUAUAAAUAUAACAAAUAUUUUGAAAAUGACCCAAUAACAGGAGACUUCAAUGAUAGAAGAAAAAAAUUUAACCUUGACGAUUAUAAAAUUAAUAUAAACCCCGAAGAAGAAAAGAUAUACCUAAAGAUCCUUGAAACUAUCGACGACACGCCGAAUUUAGGGAAGGAUCCUGAAACCUUCAACGCUUGCUGGCUGAAGGAAACUAUUUUGAGAAUCUUAGAGCGCAGUGGAAAGUAUAAUACCAAAUACUACGACGAACAAGGAAACGAAUACUCCCUUAGAAGCUCUAGGCCUAGUUAUGCGUUAGCAGAUUGGGCGAAAGACUAUUUAUCCACUGUAAAACCGGAACAGAAAAAAAAAAACGCCACAUCGGAAAAAAAGGUUGAAAGUGAUUAUUAUGUGAAUUUUGAACCUGUAAAUAAGCGAAUGAACCAAAAAAUCAAAUCUUCGAGUAAACCAAAACCACAACCGCCAACAACUUUUAAAAAUCAAUUUAAAAAAGAUAGUACCAAAGGAGAAGAAAACCUUGAAAUAAGUCCAAAACGUGAUAAAAAAUUGAAUAUAAUUCCGAAAGAACGACAAACUGAGAUAUACAACUUGCUAUCAACUAAUCAAGGAACAGCACAAGUAAUGGAGUCCCUUUUGACUCCACAGAACCAAAUGAAGAUAUUGGAAGAGUUAGCGAAACCAACACCUGUUCCUAGUAAGCAGCCUUAUACAGAAAAAGGUGGGGAAUUAAACGCUAAUGAUUCCCAAGAACCAGACUUAGAAAAUAUUUUUGAAAUUCUCAUGGGAGAUAAUAUAAAAGAAAAAAAGGCAAUAUACGACAUGAUGAAAACUCCCGUAGGAAAGGAAACUGUUUACGAAGCACUAUGUCGUGUAGGAAGUGAGAAGUAUCCAGAGUUGUAUGAAAGUUACGACGAAGAUGAAGAUGUUUAUGCUGGUCGUAAAUCGUUUAGUGAAACAAAAAAAGAGAACAAACUACAAUAUGGUGAUAAAAAGAAAAAAGAAAAGAGGAAAAUUGUAAUUCAAACCCCUCCAUAUCCAGACGAUGUUCCAUAUCAAUUGGGCCCGGAGGAGAUGGAAAUGGACGAGGAAAAUCAAUACGAUCCUAAUGACAUUGAAAAUAAUCCAGAGAAACAGCAACACGUUUUGGACAUGUUAAAAUUAAGUUACAUUUUGAAUCCCCAGAACGAGGAACUACCCGACUCAGACCCAAUGCCAAAACCGACGCAAUCUCAGACAAACUACAAUAAUAUUGACGCUAUUUUAUCCACAUUAGAUGGUAAACAUGAAAUAUACAACAUGUUGAAAACACCGGAUGGUAGAGAUAAGGUCUUAGAUGCAUUGUGCCGUAUAGGGAAAACACAAAAUCCAAAAUCUUAUCAGCCAUAAUAAGUAAAAGUUAUAUGACCAAUGCAUUUCGAGCUAAUGGGAACUUAUAAAAUAAUCAACCGAAAUUAAAAAGAUCAGUUUCUUUUGAACUUGAACUAUUUGCUUACAUCAGCAGUUGAAUGUAUUUCCUACUCUAUUCAAUAAUAAUCUCGCUCGUUAAGUGUAGAGUAAUUAUUGAACGGACUAGCAUAUAAUUAAAAUUAUAAAGUCUUAACAAAGGACCAAAUCCGUUUUCAUCCAACAGAUUUGAAUUCCACAUAAAUAUAUUGCAUGUGUUUAUUCUAACCUUUUGUUUAUAGUUCGUCCGAUUAUUAGUGCUUGGGAAUGUUUAAAUUAAUCAACCUAUUUACUCAAGUAUAAUGAUGUUUUACCACGUAAUACUGUGAAUUAUUGCCGAUAA
Molecule: messenger RNA, 3002 nt
Organism: Macrosteles quadrilineatus (aster leafhopper)
Lineage: Eukaryota; Metazoa; Arthropoda; Insecta; Hemiptera; Cicadellidae
Exons: 4
Coding region: 194-2602 (802 amino acids)
Source: RefSeq, a predicted model, not a curated record